This is a messenger RNA of Psilocybe cubensis, 1290 nucleotides long. RefSeq lists its product as uncharacterized. NCBI's taxonomy places the organism in Eukaryota, Fungi, Basidiomycota, Agaricomycetes, Agaricales, Agrocybaceae. The coding region runs from base 1 to 1290 and encodes 429 amino acids. The transcript has 7 exons. Gene Ontology annotation, molecular function: flavin adenine dinucleotide binding; proline dehydrogenase activity; sarcosine oxidase activity. The record is from RefSeq and is a predicted model, not a curated record.
AUGGUUCUCCUGAAGCAUGAAAAAGUAGUGAUAGUUGGAGCAGGAUGUUUUGGCAUAUCCACAGCAUACCAUCUACUUCAACGUGGAUACACCGAUGUUACAGUGCUAGAUCGAUCUACUGUCCUCCCCGCUCCAGAUGCAGCAAGCAACGAUCUCAAUCGUGUUGUCAGAAGCUCCUAUGAUGAUGCCUUUUAUGCCCGACUUGCGCGCGAAGCUAUUUUGUCAUGGAAAGACCGAAAGGCAUGGGGUGACACUUACCAUGAAUCUGGUGUCGUCGUUUUGGGGGAUUCCGGUCCUGGAAAAGAAACAUAUGCCGAUAAGUCGUUGCAAAACGAUAUUGCAAUGGGUGCCACGGUCAAAGUGUUGAAAGACAGCAACGCAAUUCGUUCUUUGUUUCCUCCUCAAGUAAAUACUGGGUCUUUCGAAAAUUGCGCAGGGUAUCUGAACUCUGAUGGUGGUUGGGCCAAUGCUGGUCAAGGAUUGGCAAUUAUGAUCGGCAAAGUUAGAGAUUUGUCUGGGAAAGUCGUGCCGGGUAAAUCUGUGGUCAAAAUACUUCGGGAAGAGGAUGGUUUAACUGGUGUUGAAUGUAGCGAUGGUACAGUAGUUGAGGCAUCUUUGGUAAUUAUUGCAUCGGGGUCUUGGACACCUUCACUAUUCCCCGAGCUAGGAUUAGAGAGUAUGUGUCUUGCAACGGGACAAUGUGUAGCAAUGAUACAGCUGUCUGACUCCGAGGCCGAUGUCUACAGAGAUUGCCCUGUGGUGGUAGAUUUUAGUUCCGGGUUUUACAUCUUUCCUCCCAAUGCCGGCAAUGUCGUAAAGAUGGCCUUUCAUUCCGCUGGGUUUACCCACUUUGACGAAACUAACGGCACAAUUUCUACCCCCCGCACAUUGACGUCCAACCCUACCGACGGAUUGCUGAUACCUCGAGAUUCUCUCCAGGAUAUGCGAACAUAUCUAGGCAAAAUAUAUCCGGAUCUCACUAGGAAACCCUUUUCUGCGACGAGAUUAUGCUGGUACAAUGAUUCCCCAGACGGUAAUUGGGUAAUUGGUCGUCAUCCAAAAAAUCAAAACAUUAUCAUCGCCACAGGUGGCAGUGGGCAUGCCUACAAGUUUCUUCCUGUGAUUGGAAGCCUGGUAGCAGAUGUUGUUGCAGACGAACUUAAAGCUGAAUUAGUCGCAAAGUUUGCACUAGACAGGGUGAUAUCACAGGUCGACGCAUCGCGUUCUGGCGCAGCAAAAAAACUCGAUAUAAACACGUUCUACAGCAUCGAGGAUCUACAACCUCGAUAA